AUGACAAAAUAUCUCUAUUGGACUGGUUAUGUGGAAGUAUGUUUUAAUCUACAGGAUACAACAAAGAAGGAUGGGAGCAAGGGCAAGAGACUUAAUCUUAGAGUUGAAGACCUUGAAGGUCAAAAGUGUCCGGUUACUUUGUGGGAUGCUUUUGCUAUUGACAUGUUUUCUUACAUGAAUGAUAAGAAACGAGUGAAACAUGUUAUCCUUUGUCAUUUUAUAGUCAAUCUUUACAAAGGCAAGCGUGGAUUUGCAAACGGGUUUGAGCUUAGCAGACUUUUUAUCGACACUUACAUUGAAGAGAUAUCCUCUUUUAGGAAGAGUGUUGAAGAUGAGUUCCUUAAUAACCCUGAUUUCAUGCUUAUUGGUUUCCUUGGAACCAUAUUAAAGACAAAGAAGGUUUUGGUUCUCGGCACAAUCACAGCCAUAUGCACUGAUAAGCUUUGGUAUUACAAUGGUUGUAACUACUAUAAGUCUAGUGUGGAGGAAAUAUUUGUAACGAAAGAGAAUGUGGAUGGUUCAUGUGAUGUUGAUCAUACAAAAGCUUUGGUGUGUACAAAUAAUAAAUGUGAAGGAGUCGACAUUUAUUCUAUUCCGCGCUUCAAGAUACCUAUCAGGGUGCAAGACUCUUCUGGUACUGUGUCUUUGACACUCUUUGAUUACGAAGCUUACAAGAUUUUUAAGAAAUCUGCCAAAGAGUUACUUGCAAUCGAAGAUCCGAUAAUAAAUACAUGCAUUCAGUUAUUUGUUAAUGUUGUUAAUUCUGGAGAGAUACCGAACCAAUAUCCUGAGAUUUUUGACACAUUGGUUGGAAAGAAGUAUGCGUUCAUCAUAAAUAUUAAAGACUAUAACAUUGAGCAUCAGGUUGAAAACUAUGGUAUUGCAAUGGCCACUAACAAUGAUGAGAUCCUUGUCGUGCUGUACGCCAAAUUCAAUCUUAACCAGCAUGAGCAGUCUAAAUCGUUUGGUGUUCUGGAUUCCUAUAGUUUGUCUACUCCUUUUGACCUUAUUAAGGAUGAGAUGUCAUGCAGCGGUGACAAUGUUACACCUAUAUCCAAAGCACUCGUAGGCAAUAAGAAUCCCUCUUCUGACGAAACAAAACGUAAUCUUCGUGAAGUGUGCGAAGUAGAUGAUGCAUUAGGUUGUUCCUCGACAAAGCGCCGCAUGAGUGAUGAACUGGUACAGGAUGAAGAUGUUGGUGUUUCGAAGCUGUUGAUUCCCAAGAUUGAGAAAUAG
Messenger RNA from Helianthus annuus (common sunflower), 1236 nucleotides. RefSeq lists its product as uncharacterized. The transcript is spliced from 10 exons. The coding region runs from base 1 to 1236 and encodes 411 amino acids. The record is from RefSeq and is a predicted model, not a curated record. Lineage: Eukaryota; Viridiplantae; Streptophyta; Magnoliopsida; Asterales; Asteraceae.